ACCUCUCCGUCGAAUUUUAUUGACAGCUGACUUGACCAAUCAGCGAGUCGCUCUGACAGUAUGCGCACGCAUACUUUGACUGCAGUCACUUCCUUAGACAAACAAGCUUGUCUAAGUUUGGCUGGCGCGCUUUACGCAAUCGUUUCUAUCGGCCAACUUAUCCAGCAAAAAUGGUAAAGAGGUGCAGUCACGGUCUGUGCAAUAGUGAUGACAGGUACCCUGAACGACUAGGAGGCGGUGUCAAGUUCAUACCGUUUCCAAAACCGAAGACUGACUACGAGAAGUGCCUACGGUGGAUAAAACUUUGUGGACGACCGCAUAAUCAGCUCAAUCCGUCAAACAUCAACUGCAAUAGAUAUGUUUGCACAAAGCACUUCGUCAACAAUUUUCCAUGUGAGCAACAUCCAGACCCAUUACCUGCCAAUCACUUUGACAAGGCUGGACUAAGUAGGAAGCCCCCUACAAAAAGAAAGCCCACCCAUGAUGGAACUCAGAGAUUGGAGCCAACAGAAAAGAUAGCUAAAUCUGACAACCCAUCUUUACCUUCUGCCACUGCUGUGCAUACAAGUUCAACCGUGACAACUGAUUGUCAGACUGACUCAUGCUGGAUCGACCCAAUGGAUAUGAUAGUACUUAUUGCAGAGAAUGAGAGCCUGAAGAGAGAUCUGUCAAAAUGCAGUUUGGAGCUUAUAGAUGUCAAGAGAAAGCUGAAAGAUACUGAAGAGGAAUGUGAACAUUUAAAAAAGCAAAAAACAUUUACUUUUUCAAUUGAUGUUAUGUUGGAAGAUGCUAAGCUUAUUCGGUACUACACAGGCUUUAACAAAGAAACCUUCAUUGCCAUAUUUAGGUAUUUAGUUCCAGAUCCUCCAUCAUGUCCUCUUAGGUAUCUUGGGAAAGGAAAAUUGUCCAAAAUUAGGAAACUUUCCCUUGAAAAUCAGUUGUUUUUGACGCUUUGCAAACUGAGGAAUAAUUUUCACUUGCAGGAUUUGGCUUUUAGAUUUGCAAUUACUCAGCAAGUUGCAGGUGUUAUCUUCAAUUCCUGGAUAAAUUACAUGUUUCUCAGGUUUGGGGAGUUAAGCAUCUGGCCCCACAGAGAUGUCUUGUAUGAAAGGAUGCCAGAGGACUAUAGGAAAGAUUUUCCAAGUACAUUUCCUAUUGUUGACUGCACAGAAAUUAGAAUUGAAAAACCAUCUUCACUAAAUACCCAAACUCAAACGUACAGCAAUUACAAGUCCACUAACACAUUGAAGGCAUUAGUGGCUGUAGAUCCGAGAGGCUCAGUUAUUUUUUAUUUCUAUGCUGUUCUCAGGGGCAAUGUCAGACAAAGAAAUAUUUAAGCAGUCAGGUUUUCAGUCAACACUGAUUGAUCUUCUUGAGAUUGGUUAUCUGGAGGAGGGAGAUGGAAUUAUGGCAGAUAAGGGGUUUGAUAUUGAAGCAGAAGUAGAGAAAACAGGGCUUCGACUGAAUAUACCACCAUUUGCUAAGUCUGGUGUACAGAUGAGCCAAAAAGAUGUCAUCUUCACUCAGAAGAUUGCUGGGCACAGAGUACAUGUCGAAAGAGCUAUACGCAGAAUCAAAAGUUUCAAGAUUCUCAGUGGCCGCAUUCAGCUAUCAAUGAUGUCUGCAAUUGAUCAAAUUUGGUAUGUUUGCUCUUUUCUGACAAAUUUCAUGCCUCCUUGUAUCAGAAAGAAGUAAAUUGAGACACAGUACAUGUACCGUAUAUCGCUGUGUAUAAGGCGACCCCACGUAUAAGACGACCCCCCUGUACACGCCUUAAAAAUCAACCCAAAAUCCUAUACUCUGUGUAUAAGGCGACCGGGAAUGAAACACAUCACAAGUCUGACUGAUAUAGAAGAUUUAACGUGCGCUUUCCGACUGUAGCGUAUUUCGCACACGGACAUCACAAGUUAGUUUGUUAGUUAGUUACUUUUGAGAUUUACCGUGCGCUUUCCGACUGAUGCGUAUUUCGCACACAUCACGAGUGCGCACACAAACCUUAUAUAUGCAAUAAAAAUAUGUUUAUCUUGCGUUGGUUUUUUUCUACAAUGGUAGUUGUUUUUGCAACACUGCAAAAUUCUUUUUAGAACUAUCGUGUUAUCAGGCUAAAUUUGUGUUUGUACUGCAUACCAAGGUUCUGCUGUCACAUGUUUGUUAGCAUUGUUUGAGCUUGGGCCAAAGGUCAGAUUCACAGGUAGCAAUGUAAAAUUACAUAAUUUACAUAAUAAUAAUAAUAAAAUUCAAAAUUUAAUCAUGAUAAUACUUUUGUCAAAACUGAACCACUUGAACUAUAAUUUUAUGUGACCUGUCACCUAUUCAAUUACAUGAAGUGAUUUUAAUCCAAACUUCCUUUCGCCCAAACACAUGAAGUAAUUUUAAUUCCAGCUUUUCUUUUCUAGAUAGGACAUUGUCCCUGAUUUCAACUGAGCUUAUAAACAUGUAGCUUUAGCCCUUUUUACCAUGAUUUACUGUUACUAUAGUGUUAAAACCUGACAGUGUACAAUGGGACCUUGAUAAUGGUCACACCAUGUGAAAAACAUCCUCCAGUAAUAAUGAUAUAAAGUAAAAUUACUGUACAAAAUUCUGAAUUGCUGUAUUAGGAGUUUCACUAUAAUAGCAUCCUCAAUAUCUCCGGUGGCUACCCCUUAAUAACAAACAUGUUAAGGUUGGAUAUAUCCAGUCAUUUCCCAUUGAGUUACAACAUGCUUGGCAGGUAAAGGCUGUGGUCAAAUUCUAACAAACACUAAAACCAUUGCUAAACUUACAUGCGUUGACAAGCCACUGCCAACAGGGACUGGUCCAACAUGAGUGUGCACAGUUUUUGAGGGGUUGCAGACAAGGUAUCCUAUGGGAAGGUCUUUUAGGCCUUGAAGAUGUUGAAUAUCUGUCUCCUCGACCCGUACAUUUCUGUAACAUGUAAUUGUCUAUCUCACUUUCUUAAUCCAGAGAACUUAUUGUGCAAACAUGAAAGCUCACUUCCUUGUUGAAGUUUAUGCCGUUGAUGAAUUCAAAUGUGUCUUGUUGAACAUGUUAUACAUUUAAGAGUGAUAAGCAUGAUAAUUAUCAUAUUAUGGCAUCUAUUUCCAUUGAACAUGAUGAUUAUCAUUUAGUUUAUAUCAAUGUAUAUUUAGUUUAUAUAAUCAAAGUUUAUUUAGUUUAUGUAAAUGUUUAUGAUACAUGUCAUACCAGUGAAUUUUAUGUAUACAUUUGUUUGCUUUGAGCGAAAUAAGGAAAGCAUAAUUCAUGAAAUAAAUCAGUAUAAAUCAAG
Haliotis rufescens (red abalone) is the source of this 3265-nucleotide messenger RNA. RefSeq lists its product as uncharacterized. NCBI's taxonomy places the organism in Eukaryota, Metazoa, Mollusca, Gastropoda, Lepetellida, Haliotidae. The coding region runs from base 171 to 1337 and encodes 388 amino acids. The transcript has 4 exons. The record is from RefSeq and is a predicted model, not a curated record.